Molecule: messenger RNA, 1989 nt
Organism: Desarmillaria tabescens
Lineage: Eukaryota; Fungi; Basidiomycota; Agaricomycetes; Agaricales; Physalacriaceae
Product: glyoxal oxidase N-terminus-domain-containing protein
Exons: 13
Coding region: 16-1695 (559 amino acids)
Source: RefSeq, a predicted model, not a curated record
ACUGGCGUUAGUGGGAUGCAACUAGCAAUCGUAUCAGAAACCACCGCAAUUAUUUAUGACAAAGUGGAACACAACCCUCUCACCGUUGACGGACAUAUCGCAUGGGCCGCUGAAGUUGAUCUCAAUGCUCUCACUGUACGCGCCUUGAACCCUCUGAGUAAUACUUGGUGUGCAACUGGUAGUUUCCUCGGAAACGGCACCAUGGUCGGCUCUGGUGGAAAUCCCGUCUUUGACAAGAUGUUCACGAAGCUCUACUUAGGCGCUAGCGGCUUGCAAGCCAUCCGGAUGUUCACGCCCUGCGAUGAUAAAACCUGUGAUGUUUUUGAAGACCCCGAUCACAUUCACUUGACAUCAAACAGGUGGUACGCAGCAUCCGUACGUAUUGAGGAUGGUUCUAUCAUUAUAUUCGGGGGUUCUGUCGUCGGAGGGUUCACCAACUCAGACUCCAUCAAUAAUCCUACCUACGAGUUCUUCCCACCAAAGAACAUCAACGGGCACAAUGGAGUUCAGAUUCCUAGCCAAUUCCUUCAUGAUACUCUUAACGCCAACCACUUCCCCUUCAUGACUUACCUUCCGGAUGGCACUAUUUUCGUUGCCGCGAACCAGAACGCGAUGAUCUUUAACUGGCAAGCCAACACUGAAACCGCUCUUCCAGGUAUCCCCAACGGCGUUCGCAUCUCUUCGCCGUUCUCGGCAGGCGCCAUACUUCUUCCUCUCACUCCUGAAAACAAUUAUACCCCGGAAGUUAUGAUAUGCGGGGGGUCGACAGUUUCUGAUACCGUGUUGCCAUCGACCAUUUCUUCGCAGACUCCCACGUCGGCCCAGUGUUCCCGACUAGUCCUAAACGCAGCUGGUAUAGCUGCUGGAUGGCAGGUGGAGAGUAUGCCACAAGCUAGGAUUAUGCCAGAAAUGAUUUUGUUGCCGGAUGGGAGAAUCGUCAUUGUGAAUGGGGCACAAACCGGUGUCGCAGGGUAUGGGAGUGGCCCCGAUCCUGUUGGUCAAAGCGAUGCCGAUAACCCCGCAUUUACCCCAGUCGUCUAUGAUCCGUCUGCUCCAGCAGGUAGUCGGUUUUCAUCCGCGGGAAUUCCAGCCACGGAUAUCGCUAGGGUAUAUCACUCGACUGCGUCUUUGACACCCAAUGGAACGAUCAUGCUUGCGGGUUCCAACCCAAACGUCGAUGUAACGACUGUUAAGUUUCCCACCGAAUACAGGAUGGAGUUCUAUUCACCUCCUUACAUGGCCGAACCUCGUCCAACCUAUACCGGGCUGCCUGCUACAGUGAACUAUGGCGAAGAAUUCACUCUCAACGUUAAUUUGCCUUCAUCCGCAACGAAUGUCUCCGUGUCUUUGAUGGACCUGGGUUUUGCCACACACGGGGUGCAUAUGGAUCAACGUCUACUCAAGCUUGACUCCUCCCUCUCGGAUGACGGUAAGGUUCUAACCGUCACGGGACCGCCUACAGCCAGACUAUAUCCACCCGGACCGGCUUACCUCUUCGUUGUCACGGACGAAGGAGUACCGAGUUUUGGACACAAGACUAUUAUCGGGACUGGAGCCUCACCGCCAGUGGAUGGGGAUGCUGCGGCAAACAUGCUAAGGGCCUCUGUUGCAUCAUUCGUAGCCCCUCCGCCGCCACCUACUGAAGGUGAAGGCAGCGAUGUCGCUACUGCUGUAAUUCCUGUAUCAAGCUCUUGAUUUCUCUAAAGAUACCUGCCCGAAUUGCGUGUAUAGACCCGGAAUCUAUCUACGCAUUAGCCAAUGUGGCAUCUAUACUUCUCUUUGCCUAUCGUCUCGGAAAUGAAGCUAACUCUAUUCAUCCUUUCUAUUCAGUGUAUCAGCUGCACUUCAUGUCCAUCCUUUCUGCACAUGAUACUAUCAAGAAUCUGACAUCCAUCUUUGACCGCAUGAUACAGCACACCACCCUUUGAACUGGAGAACGCCAGGUUAGCUUCUCGGUCCGUUGGACCUGUGAUCUUCCAUCGUUUUUGG